Molecule: messenger RNA, 1363 nt
Organism: Rosa chinensis
Lineage: Eukaryota; Viridiplantae; Streptophyta; Magnoliopsida; Rosales; Rosaceae
Exons: 6
Coding region: 414-1166 (250 amino acids)
Source: RefSeq, a predicted model, not a curated record
UCAAAUGCGAUUAUUCAAAGAUGAAACCGAGCCCCGAGAGUUAGAGAGGCGUCCCUACCUGCACUAAUGAGUAAAUAGCAGUCCCAGAAUGAGAUUAUUGAAAGAUGGAAUCGAGCCCCCAAGGGUUACAGGAGCGUCUAUAUCCACUACGGAUGGGUCCCAAAUCUAAAAACAAAAAAAAAAUUAAACAGGAAUAGGAUUUGGAUUUGCUUUAUAAUAAGUCUCGUAAGUCGUACCGGUCUCUUAAAUCUCCGGCGGGACGCUUCAAAAAAGGUGAAACUGAAAAGACGACCACCGCUGCACUCUCUCCCACUUUCACAAUGGUCACCUGAAGUUCUUCUUCUUCCUCUCAUUACUCCUUUACUAGGGUUUUGUUUCUCGUUCUCCCUAUACUCUCAUCCAGUAACUGGUCUAUGAUUUUGCAGGCAGAUUUUACCGAAGAACUCGAACCCCUUUUCGAUUACAGCCGCGUGCAGCCUCUCAAUGUCAUCUCCCUCGACGACGACGACGACGACGACGAGGCGUCGGCUUCUCCUCCGAGCAAGAAGAGGAAGAAGGCUUCGAAUCCAGCAGUUGAAACGGUCGAUGACAGUGUGAAGGUUACAGUUAUUGAGGAUGACGACGAGGACUGGUUGCUUCCUCCGCCCAAAGUUACCAAGAAAUUGGGUGAUGAUUCCAUCUUAAAGGCGUUGAGGUUACAGAAGCAAGAACUGGCAUCAGCUGAGUCGGCUGAAAAUGUGGUCCGAGCUGUGGAGGAGUCUGUGAGACAAGAACUUCUUAGUUCCCUCCAAUCUUCACCAGAUGCUACGGCAGCGCCACAUCCAAAGCCCCAAGUUGAAAGGAACAAAGUAGUUAUAUCUAUUCAAGACAAGGAUGGAGUCAAGCAAUUUCGCAUAUACAUGGAUGACAAGUUUGAGCGGCUAUUCAAAAUGUAUGCAGAUAAAGCUAAGAUUGACAUUCAGAGUUUGGUUUUUAGUUUUGAUGGAGAUAAAAUAGGUCCAGAUGCCACACCUGAAUCACUCCGGAUGGAGGAUGAUGACAUGAUCGAAGUGCAUGAUACUUCAAACAAAAAAAGGUGUUUCUUCAACCAAGGCAACUCGAUGACACUGUUUUCCAGGGGGAAGGAUACCCGUGAAUGCUCCCAUAUGCUCCUUUUUGAUUGUUGAUGUAUCAGCGCAACAACUAUGCUUGUGCUUUCUCUCCAAUUGUAUAGUUGUAGUUCAAAUUCAGAAACUUCUUCAGAAUUCUUUUCAGGAACAAGUACAAGCUAUAAAGACAUAGCUCGACUGCUCGAGGAAAAGAAAAACACUCCUUGUACAAGAUUUUGUCGGAUUAACAGACUGGUUCCUUGUGUGUUUCUACA